CCGUUGUUACACUUCGCCUGCCCCUCCGCUUCGUUGCACGUCGCAAACGUCGUCGCAGCGAGAGAAGACCAGCCUGGCAACCGCCAUAUAACCAUGUUCAGCUGUGUGGGAGUAAUCUCAUCACUCCUCCUGCUGGCCCACCACGCCUGCGCUGAGCCCGGUUUCAUCUACAACGCCCCAGCUCCCUCUCCCGAGGACGGUCCUCCCCUCUCCGCCCACGCAUCGCGAAACAGAAGACUCCUCCCGGCCCAGAUCUGCGGCAUUGUCGGCGCCUACGUUGUCACCGUACUUAUCUGGGGCGUCCUGCUCCUCACCAUCGGCCGGAAGAUGAGACGCAACACAGAGACCUCGCCCAAGUCGCUGGACAUUGAGCUGGUCAAGGCCCGACCCUACGUCAACGCAACCCCAUUGUCGCCGCUAUCCUCCAAGUCUGCGACCUCGUGGUUCAAGCGAGGCUUCAAGAAGAGCACCACAAGUGUGAACAGUGUUGCCAGCAGCCCCAUCAGCCCCGACGACGCAAAGAGUCCUACUUCUUUCGACCAAGCCAUCGUCGACUCUGCCAAAGCACAACGCCAGUCCGAGAUGGAACGACUCUAUGCGGCAGUCAUGGACCAUGACGCCAAAAAGAAUUCAUAUAGCGCAGUUUCGACCGCAACACACGAUAGCGAUGAAGAUGAUAGCCGGGCGAAGAACCAACAAGAGCAAGCACAGAGCCCGCCCAGAGGUGCAAGGAAGCUACCUCCAAUGAUCAAUACAUCAGGAGAGGGGAGACUCGUCAUGCCGAACUACAGCAACCCUACGAGCCCUACCAGUCCCCGAAGCCCUGUCAAGGCCAUUUACCCACCGAAUUUCCACCAGCCUCCUGCGACUGCGCCGCUACCCCGCGCACCAUCCAGUCCAUCCAAAACGAUUCCCGCCAGCCCACGCAGUGUAUUGUCAAAGAAGGACCGAACACCGUCUAUGAGCUCCGCAAGCAGCAAAUCGCGACUUGGCUUGAAGAAUCUGCGGAUUUCUGGACCCAUUCAGAAGUACCCUGGCGAGAGCGUCUACGAUGAGGCACGCACACCCCUCUCUCCCCGCUUUUACAACCCUCCUGCGCCACCAUCUCCCCCGGAUAUGUCACCAAUUACUCCCGCAUCCCCUGAAGGAGACUACACGUAUGAAGGUCUUGACAAGGUGCAACCACUACCUCGUCCAGCGCCGCAACGUACUGGUUCCUCCUACAGCAACCCACCAGCCAUUGGGUCUGCGCCUACUUCAUCGCCCGGGAAGUCUGCUGGAGGGGCUCUGCCCUUCCGCGCUUAUGGUGACGGAGCCGCCGCCUUACCGUCCACCAAGACCACAUAUCUUGACCGAAGGCGAGACCAGCUGUCUCUGCAGACGCCCCGUACAGGUGUGCCUGCCACCCCAUACAGUCCCUACAUGCCUUUCACGCCCAUUACACCGAUCACGCCUCAUCUGGUCGGCAAGAAGGAGCGCAAGGCGAUGAAGAAGAUGGAAGGGAAGAAGGUCGCGACAGAGAAUGACAUUGUGCAAAGUCCGAAGGAGAUUUUUGGAGACGCGUGGUAAUUUGGGUGUGGGCACGACGAUUUGGAGCAACAUGUCUCUACCAUUUCAAUGUACAAUUUUUCCUCUUCAUAGCCUUGACAGGCACUGGGACGGCGUUGCAUUAUUGGAUUAUGUGGGAAGCGAAUCAGGGGAUGCCCGGCUGAAUGGUCGUUGGCAGGCGGAGUUUUUGUUCGAGGAGACUUCGUUUUAACGAUUUUGCUGAUGAUGUUUAUUUACAG
Mytilinidion resinicola is the source of this 1787-nucleotide messenger RNA. RefSeq lists its product as uncharacterized. The record is from RefSeq and is a predicted model, not a curated record. The coding region runs from base 94 to 1569 and encodes 491 amino acids. NCBI's taxonomy places the organism in Eukaryota, Fungi, Ascomycota, Dothideomycetes, Mytilinidiales, Mytilinidiaceae. The transcript has a single exon.